This is a messenger RNA of Anopheles funestus (African malaria mosquito), 1943 nucleotides long. RefSeq names its product putative odorant receptor 69a. The record is from RefSeq and is a predicted model, not a curated record. The coding region runs from base 1433 to 1942 and encodes 169 amino acids. Lineage: Eukaryota; Metazoa; Arthropoda; Insecta; Diptera; Culicidae. Gene Ontology annotation, biological process: sensory perception of smell; detection of chemical stimulus involved in sensory perception of smell. The transcript has 3 exons. Gene Ontology annotation, cellular component: plasma membrane. Gene Ontology annotation, molecular function: olfactory receptor activity; odorant binding.
CAUUUCAACAAAGUGCUGCUAGCUAAAUGGUGAGUUUCCAGCAAACGAAGUCAUGUGAAGCGAUCAUUGCUAAGAACAGUACAGUAGAAAACAAUAAUUCUACAUGAUCACACAUGGGGCCAAUAAUUUGCCUCAUAUUCUUCUUCUUGGCUUAACGACCUGACAGGUCACGCCGGCCAUUUCUGGCUUACUAGACCUUAUUUUUACCACGUAGCCGGAUAGUCAGUCCUUGCUACGGGGGAACGGUCCGGAUGGGAUAUUAUCCGGAUGGGCCUCAUAUUACACCCAGAAUAAAUAUCAUUUAUUUUAGAUUACAUAAACUAGACAUCGUUGUGUAGCCGAUUAUUUGAUUUGCUUAGUGUAAUGGUUUAAAGAACCCUGCACUCCAAUUACUACCGAUUGAUUUGUAAUCAGUAGAUUUCAUAAACGGUGCACAAUCACCUACCGUUUAAAGCAAUAUGUGCAAACAAACGUUUCAAAGAGUCAUUAUGUUAUCAAAUAUGUAUAUAAAUGCAAUGGGCGGCACGCAAAGGAUCCUUAAUUCUAGCCGUUGUUUUUGAUGUCUUAACACCUUUGAAGCGCUAAUUGGCAAAUUAAAAGAGGAUAGUAGAACAUCUAUCGAAGACACACGAAUCAAAUAUUCGUAUACAUAAGCACUUUGAUACAACAAUCAGGCAUGAUUUAACACUUACUUUAGAAUCAAACGAGAAGUGUUACUGUAACCAUGAAGUUUCUUGAAAUCGACGAUCCUCGUGAUGUGCUCCCGAUUGGUUGCAAAAUGCUUAAGCUUUUCGGUUUACCACGCGACGCAAGCUUCAAAUACUGGUUCUGGUUGCAAUAUGCAGUUUACAUAGUUUUUGGUUUGAUAACGCGAUUACUCAUGGACAUCGACGAACCAAUCGCUCUAGUGCGCGUAGGAUCCGAAAUUGUGUUUACGAUAUAUCUCCUCACAGCGAUGAUCGCUCUAUACAGUCCGCGUAAUGAUAUAUACCAAUUGGUCGACAUGUUGCAAGAAUGUGUGAAUAAAUCUUACACGGAAAAUAUUCACUCAUUUCUGAUCCGUACAAACACUAAAAUUAAUAACUCAUCAGUGAAAUAUUGUAAAUUAUUCCUGUAUGAAUCUAUGGCUUACUUCGGGUUGCCCUUGAUUGCAACGUUUGUCGUGUGUGUGAAAAACAUGCGGAACUCCACAGGUGAACAGGAAGAAUAUGUCCUGCCCACGGAGCUGAAGUCAGUAUUAGCAUUAUAUCAAAUUAUGUUUAUUACAAGAAUACUUUUCUAAUCCUCAUCUAGCUUUUACUACUUGGAAAUUCGUUACAAUCUGCUUAACUAUUCAAUUUACAUUUUGGUGGUUACUGCGUUAAAUUUGAUAGGCGCACUUAUAUUGUGUACUAAGGACGUGGUACAUUUUUCUCUUAUUCGAACUGUAUCAAUGUUGUUCAAAGUCACCGCCAUGCAAAUUCGGGAACUACCACCAGCGGCCUCACAAGCCGACAUUAAUGUUGUCAUACGGUCACAUCGCAAUACCCUUCAAUGUGCUACAAAAUUACAGCAAGUGAUGAAUAUGGCGUUAAUGAUACAGCUUACAUCCUGUAUCGUCAUCUGGUGUCUGAUGUUGUUCUACGUACUGUUAAUGGGAAUUUCUUCCAAGGUACUCAACAUUUCCUUACUUAUCUUUCUUAUGACAUUCGAAACCUACAUGUACUGUCAAUUAGGAACAGAAUUCACUGAUUCGGCUGAUCAAGUGUUCAAUGCCCUACAGCAACUAACCUGGUACGAACAAUCCGUACCGAUCCAAAAGCAACUUUACUUCAUGAUACAACAUUCCCAGAGAUCCAUCGUAUUGAAAGCGGGAAAACUGCUUCCCGUCAAUAUUGCCCAGUUUAGCGAAAUUGUUAAGAAAUCGUACUCGUUCUAUCUCGUCCUGAAGGAUGUGUUCUAAU